Phymastichus coffea is the source of this 3231-nucleotide messenger RNA. Its product is annotated as serine/threonine-protein kinase OSR1. Gene Ontology annotation, molecular function: ATP binding; protein serine/threonine kinase activity. The coding region runs from base 261 to 2399 and encodes 712 amino acids. The record is from RefSeq and is a predicted model, not a curated record. The transcript has 12 exons. Lineage: Eukaryota; Metazoa; Arthropoda; Insecta; Hymenoptera; Eulophidae. Gene Ontology annotation, biological process: protein phosphorylation.
AUCGUCGCACUCGGCUCUACACGGCUCUUCCUGCUAUUUCGUCUAUCUCACCGCUCCAAAUUCCAGGCAUAACGGCGCGCUUGCCGGGACAUCGCAAGUCCCCGUAGUUAUGUGCUGGCGCAUGCUCAAGGUCGACGGCUGCCGCUGCUGGUCCACAAGCUCCGCAAGCUCGCGGCUCUGUCAUUCCAACGCGACGCGUAGCUGACGAAAGACAGACGUUAUGGCAUCGGCAGUUCAAGCAGUCGAGGCUUUUCACUAACAUGCAGGUCAACGCGAAGCAGCAGCAGCAGCCGCGGGCGAGCAGCGAGAAGAUGCCACAGCACGAAGAGGCCCAGCUGCGCUUUCAGGACCACCGGUUUUUCGCCGGCGGCCGCGCGCUGCUCGGCAACAGCAGGAAAGCAACGGCUGACAUCCUGCCGUCGUGCUCGCACGGAGUCUUCCGCCAGCGCGACAACCCCAUCGUCGCAGCGCCCGCCAAUUCGCACUUGCGUCGCGCCACCACGCCAACACCGAUCGCCAUUACCGCAAGCCUGCAAGUAGUCCGCACCAAGCCGCCCCUGCCGCCAUCCGCGACCGCAGACUCAACUGGCUCUGUAUCCGCUUCUAGUCGGCAAACGCAGCUGCCGCCUGCAGCCCAUAGCGCAAGCUGCAACAACCAGUCAAGCUUUCGCGGCGAAGGCGCUUUCCUCUCUGCGCUUUCCUUCUCGUCGACAUCGACGAUCAAGCAACAACAGACGACGGCACGACAAGGUCGUAACGCCGGCCGCGGCGAUAGCAACGACAAUAACGACCCAAACAGAAGCACAAGUAGCAGCAGUAAUAGCAGCAGCGGCAGCAGCAGCUUCUCUCGGUCUCGGUCUCGCCGCUCGCGAUUCGGCUAUACGGCACUGGCCAACAAGAUGGCGUCCGCGAGCAGCACGACGGCGCCCGUGCAAGGCUGGCCCAACUCUAAGGACGACUACGAGCUAAGAGAGGUCAUUGGUGUUGGAGCCACUGCGAUAGUACAUGCAGCAUUUUGUUUACCUCGACAAGAAAAAUGUGCAAUCAAACGUAUAAAUUUAGAAAAAUGGAAUACAAGUAUGGACGAACUGUUGAAAGAAAUUCAAGCAAUGUCAUCAUGCAAUCACGAAAAUGUUGUAACUUAUUAUACAUCGUUUGUGGUAAAAGAAGAACUGUGGCUGGUACUUAGAUUACUUGAGGGUGGCUCCCUUCUAGACAUAAUUAAACACAAAAUGCGGACUACCAAUUGCAAACAUGGAGUUUUUGAUGAAGCAACAAUAGCAACUGUACUUCGAGAGGUUCUUAAAGGACUUGAAUAUUUCCAUAGCAAUGGUCAAAUUCACAGAGAUAUUAAAGCAGGAAAUAUUUUGCUGGGUGAAGAUGGUACUGUGCAGAUAGCCGACUUUGGAGUGAGCGCCUGGUUGGCCACAGGACGCGAUCUCAGCAGGCAAAAAGUCCGACAUACUUUUGUUGGAACGCCUUGCUGGAUGGCGCCCGAGGUCAUGGAGCAGGUGAGAGAGGACCACGGCUAUGACUUCAAAGCGGAUAUUUGGUCUCUGGGAAUUACGGCUAUUGAAAUGGCCAGUGGAACCGCUCCCUAUCACAAAUUUCCACCAAUGAAAGUUCUAAUGCUCACAUUGCAAAAUGAUCCCCCCACUCUGGACACCGCUGCCGACGAUAAGGAUCAGUAUAAAGCAUAUGGCAAAACUUUUAGAAAAUUAAUUGUUGAUUGUCUUCAAAAAGAUCCCACGAAAAGACCUACAGCAACUGAACUGCUAAAGCACCCAUUUUUUAAGAAAGCUAAAGAUAAAAAAUACUUGCAGCAGACACUCGUAGCAAUCGGUCCGAGUCUAGAAACACGAGUGCAAAAGGCGUCGAAAAGGCAGCCUGGCACUUCAGGUCGACUACACAGAACCGUAACGGGCGAGUGGGUUUGGUCGUCUGAAGAAGAAAGUGGCAACUCCAGCGGCGAAGAGAGCAAAGAGUCAUUGCCUAUUAAUCGGAUCGAGCGAGAAAGCAGUGAAGAUGAUGCUCCUGACCAAGAUGAUUAUUAUGCUCAGCAAAAAAGUGCACAAAAUCGCGAUAGCGCAUCCGCGGACAAAAAUGUUCCUAUCAAUCUAGUGCUUAGACUUCGCAAUCAAAAACGCGAACUUAAUGACAUCAGAUUUGAAUUUGCUAUCGGCAUCGAUUCUGCCGAAGGUAUAGCUGCAGAAUUAGUGGGUGCUGGUCUUGUCGACGGAAAGGACAUUGUCGUCAUUGCUGCCAAUCUCCAGAAACUCAUCGACAGUGUGGGACAUAUCCGCACUGUUACGUUUCCUUUGAACUCAGGACAGACAUCUAACGAAGUACCCGACGAUAAGGCACUGAUUGGAUUCGCUCAGAUUUCAAUCACAGAUUAAGAUUUAAUUUAUAUUAUACGUUAUACGUUCUUUAUUUUUCUUAAAGACUUCGUUUUACUGUAGUUAUGGAAGAGGUAAUGUAUAGCUCUUUUUUUCAAUCCAUGUCGUGAAUUAUAUUUUAAGUCGGAGUGUUAUGUAUCAACGCCACAAGUGCUCCUGAUUGCAAUUCAUCAUUUUAUGCAAUAAUUAACGUCUUGGAUUCAUACAACUGGCUUGUUACACUUAUGCAUAUAAGUAAUAGUCGCGCUAUUAACUCAUACUACAUUUAUAUAUACAACACGCAUACGUGAAAAAAAAAAUGAAAUUUCUGCCUUAUUUAGUUCGACAUUUUCUAGUAGAUUUAAUAGAUUAUUGUUAAACUAUUUAUUUACAUUAUGAAAUUUUCUGCUGUAAAUAUUAGCAAUAUGAUGUAGCUACAUGCCUUGCAUAAUUAAAUUGACAGGUUAAUUAAUAAGCCGAGCUAUGUAACGAGCUUACGCAAACGUACGACUUUCGUGAAAUUCAUCAUUUUCAAAACUUGUAUGUACUUCAAAUUAUUGCCUUUACUUUGUCAAUGCAAAAUACGAUUUCAUUAAUCCUAUCUCAUGCUUUUUGUCUUAGAUGAUAAGAACGAAUAAUAAUACAAUAUCACAUGAAUAAGUAAAUUAUUUUGUACUUAAUUGGGUAAUGUCAUUUGGCACAUAUUGCCUUUGUAAAAUAAAACUUGUAGAUUUACAACGACAAAUAUGUAGUAAUCAAUGACUUGCUGGUGUGGAAACAUUUAUGUGAACAUUUCUAAUUUGUAUAUUUCAAAGAGAAAAACAAACUGUAAUUUGAUAGAUUACAAUUUUUG